AUGUCUUCAUCACCAGACUUCAAGGGAUGGGUCGCUCACGACCCCUCUGCCGCAGACGGAAACAUGCAAUGGGGUGACUACACCCCCAAGAACUUCGAGUCCACCGACAUCGAGAUGGAGAUCAGUCACUGCGGUGUCUGCGGCUCUGACAUUCACACUCUCCGCUCCGGCUGGGGCCCCUCGGACUACCCUCUUGUCGUCGGUCACGAGAUCAUUGGAAAGAUCACCCGUGUAGGAGACGAUGUCAAGGACCUCAAGGUCGGUGACCGCGUUGGUGUUGGUGCUCAGAGCGACUGCUGCGAGAGCUGCAGGCCCUGCAAGACUAAGCAGGAGAGCAACUGCAACAACUUCGUCAUGACCUACAAUGGCAAGUACAAGUCUGGCGACAAGGCCAUGGGUGGUUACGCAAAGAAUUGGCGUGGACCUGCUUCUUUCGCCAUUCCCAUUCCCGAGGGUCUGCCUUCAGAGUACGCCGCUCCUCUCAUGUGCGGUGGUGUCACCGUCUACAACCCCCUCGUCUCCUACGGUGCCGGCCCAGGAAAGCGCGUCGGUGUUGUCGGUAUUGGUGGUCUCGGUCACUUCGCCCUCCUUUUUGCGAAGGCUCUCGGAUGCGACGAGGUCGUUGCCAUCUCCCGUUCUUCCAGCAAGAAGGCCGAUGCUAUGGAGCUCGGCGCUGACAAGUUUAUCGCCACUGGAGAGGACCCCGAAUGGAUGACCAAGAACGCCGCCGGCCUGGACAUCAUCAUCUCCACCAUCUCUGGUGGUUUCCCUCUGGACCAGUACCUUAACCUCCUUGACGUCAACGGCACUUUCGUUCAGCUCGGUGCUCCUGACGACCCAUUGCCCUCUUUCUCCCCCAUGGGCCUGAUCUUCAAGAACUUGAAGAUCGCUGGUAGCUUGAUCGGCACCAGGCAACACAUCCGCGACAUGUUGGAGUUGGCCAAGAAGACCAACCUGAAGGCUUGGGUCCAAGUCAGGCCCAUGUCCGAGGCCAACGACGUCAUUGUCGACUUUGAGAAGGGCCUUCCCAGGUACCGUUACGUGCUCAAGAACUAG
Molecule: messenger RNA, 1056 nt
Organism: Alternaria burnsii
Lineage: Eukaryota; Fungi; Ascomycota; Dothideomycetes; Pleosporales; Pleosporaceae
Product: cinnamyl alcohol dehydrogenase
Exons: 1
Coding region: 1-1056 (351 amino acids)
Biological process (GO): alcohol metabolic process
Molecular function (GO): alcohol dehydrogenase (NADP+) activity; zinc ion binding
Source: RefSeq, a predicted model, not a curated record